AUGAGAAUCGCUGCUCAGACAGUCGUCGGGUGGUUGGUAUUUCUGGCCCUAAUAAAAAAUUAUUCAACGUAUAACCUAAACCCCUUUGACCUAACACCCAGUGAGCUGACAGCUAAAGAGGGGUCGUGCGCUGAGAUCAAAUGUACAGUCUCAAAUACUGUUAAUGAUGAUGAUGGUGCAUACUGGUUUUGGAUGAAGGACGGAAAAUGGAAUGACACUGGUAAAGAUUUUACCGGCACCAUCAUUUACAGCUCAAAUUUCUCAAGACGUCUUGUCAGUCCAGACUUUGAAGGCCGAGUCAAAUAUAUCGGCUCUCCAUCUUCACGUUGGAGAAACUCAAACAAACAAUCAUGCAGUAUUUUGAUCUGCGACCUGAAAAAAAGAGACAGAGGAGAGUAUUCUUUCAGAUUUGUGGGAAAAAAAAAAUGGAUAACUAAAAAAAAUGUGUCCCUCAAUGUUGAAGGUAUGCCUCCCUAUCAUGUUCUAUUUCCCUAUGAGAAUCCAUGCCUGCUCACUUUUCAGAAACCACCUGCCGUGAACGAAUCUGACACAAUAACACUCACGUGCUCCACUUUGAGAUCAUGUAAAUCAAGGCCACAAAUUCAAGAUUUGGCACAAUCACCCCAAACACAGUUCAAUAAUGUUCAACAAAAUGAGAAGAGCACCACAGUCAGCUUUACAGCGCGCUUGCAGGAUGAUGGGAAGGAGUUUUCAUGCCAAACAGAGGAUAACACGGACAAAUAUUCUAUUCAGAAUAUUUCUGUAACUGUUGAAUAUGCUCCUAAAGACAUAUCGGCUCAGAGCACUCAAAUUGUCAAGGAAGGAGAUUCAGUGGCUCUCAGGUGCUCUGCCAAAGGAAAUCCUAAGCCCAACAUUACCUGGUUUAAAGAAAAAGACAUACAGUCCUCACAGCCCGUAUGGACCAUCACGUCAAUUCAGGAGUCACAGAGUGGAAGUUACUACUGUAAAGCUCAGAACAAAUAUGGAACAAUUAUAUCAAAGUCAAUCACUAUUACUGUUAGAUAUGUGCCUCGUGUUGAGAUAAAGAAGACCUCACCCAUGUCAGACGUUAAAGAAGGAGAUAAAAUGUUUUUAAUAUGUAAUGUGAUUAGAAGCUACCCACAGCCUUCCACGUACAAUUGGUUUAAAAAUGGAACACAUAUUGAUCAGAAGCAAUCAUAUGUUGUAGAAACUAUCAAGCCUGAGAACAGAGGCUCUUACACAUGUGAAGCCACUAACGAUGUGGGUACCGGAACAUCAAAACCACUUCUAAUCAGUGUUCAAUACAGGCCGACGAGUACGAGCAUUUUCAUCCCUGACAACAAAGUGAAAGUUGGUGAAUUCCUCAAAGUCACCUGUAACACUGACGCCAAUCCUGAGCCGCACACGUACUCCUGGCACCGUUACAGCCAAAAUAAACAGAUUGACUCCUCACGGUGGAAAUCUAGCACAGGCCAUGACAACAGCCAAUAUUUGGCGAGUGUUCAAAGAGCAGAUGAAGCCUGUUACACCUGCAACGCCACCAACUCCAUUGGAACGGGGGAUGAUAGUCAGCCAGUGUGCAUAGAUGUACUGUACCCUCCCACCGAGCCCACACUGUCUAUGGCUGAUGAGGUCACUGAAGGUCAUACCGUCACCAUUACCUGCACAGUUGAAAGUAACCCACCGUCCACCCUCACCUUGAGAAGGACUUCCACAUCAAAUCCUCAGUUUUUAGAAAUCCAUAAAUCCAUAAAUGAUCAACCCCACGUCAGCACUCUCCACCACUUCUUUAAUGUAACGUCAGCGGACACUGGCUCUUACUCCUGCAGGGCCGUGAACAGCGAAGGUUCAAAGGAGAGCAAACAAAGGAAGUUGCUGGUGAAAUAUAUUCCCAAAGACGUGACAGUAAAACCUCUGUCCGGUCUUAUUGUGAAUGAAAAUGCGCCGUUGAAAUUGUCCUGUGAUGCCCAGUCCUACCCAUCAGUGACCUCUUUCACCUGGAGGAAGACUGAUGGGAACCAUGAAACCCACCAGACGACUCAGACCCUCACCAUAAAGUCUGCCAGUCCGUCUGACAGCGGACUGUACAGCUGCGAAGCCACCAAUGAAAUUGGAACUGGAAAAUCUCAGCCAGUUCAGGUUCAAAUCAAAUACGGCCCAAAACACACAACUAUCACGAUAACAGCAGCAAAGCAGGAGCGUGACGGGAGGCACUCCAUGACGCUGACCUGCAGCAGUCACGGCUACCCCCAAGUCAAGUACUCAUGGAUGAAACAGGGCAAGGAAACCAAUAAAAAUGUGGCUAACAGUCAAAACUACAAGGUGUACUCAGACAACCCAGGCGUCUACUACUGCAUCGCAGAAAAUGAAAUGAACCGAAAAUCAUCUGACCCUGUCCACGUGUUUGACCGAGACCUAAAGAAGAUCCUGAUGGUCUCCUUUCUCUGUUUUUUUAUCGUGCUCAUUAUUUUCUCAAUUUUAAUUGUUUACAGACACAGGAGAAAAAAAUCAAUUCAACAAGGAACUACAAACACACAACCCUUAGUUGGCUUUUUGGGUUGGUGGAAUGGCACGAGGAGGGGGAAUCUGACGAAUGAGACUGUCUUGACAGAGCCGUCCAGGAGCAGGGAUGACCUCUUGCCAGACCAGCCGUUCCGUCCAAGGGCCCAACAACGCCAGCCUGGUCCAGACAGCACGCCUGCAUCCAACAUCAACAGUGUUUACUGCACUGUGAAUCUGCCCCACGGAAAACUGGCUCCCGCAGCACAAAAACCCACAGGACAGCAAGGUGGACACACACAGGAUGAUUCUCUCAACUAUGCUUCUCUGCACUUUUGGAAUAAGCCAAAUAACCGACAGGGGGAAGCAGAAGAGGAUGUGUACACAAAGGUGUCCAAACCAAAGCCACAUCAAAAGAAUGAACAAAGCAGGCUGGAGGACUAUGAAAACUUCACUGUAGCAAUUGCACCCAAAUCUCCAAACCCAUUAACCGAUGACUCAGACACCAGUGACGAUGAAGUGGAUGUCAACUAUUCACAGGUGAGCUUCAAGCCAAAGCCAGGACAUCAGAGAGUCGACACAGACUCCAGCACCUCUGACGAAGAUGAGAUUCACUACUCUGAUGUCAAAGUCUGACUCAAGAUAUUCUUAUCCUACUUUACAUACUGGUGGGAUGCUAAUGGUAAAUUUACAAUAACUUUAUCUUCCAACCAACAUAAGUGAGCAGAGAAGUUGAAAUUGUUAGCUAAAAGUAACAAACGGUUGAAAUAGCAAGAUGUAAAGGACAAAUGGUUGAAAUGUCCAUCUUUUGAAACUUAAAAUGGUAGCAGUACAAAUGCAAAACGGUUGUAACAAUACCACUUUUACAUACUUUAUGGUGUUAAACAUCAUCCAGUUAUUAAUCCAUUCAUAUGAACAUGGUGUAUUUGCAAAAUGAUGGCAGUGAAGACUCGAGCUCAUGGGAUGGGCUGUGGGGUGAGUCAGAUAAAAAAUGUUGGGGAACCUCUACUCUUUAGUUUUGUUUGUUUUUUUCAUUCCUAAAAUAUCAGUUUCAGUGCAUUGCUGCUUUCCAUUAUUGUGAAUUUAAUCCAAACCCACAGUACCUGAAAUGUAAAUAUGGGUCAGUUAUUACUGAUUUCUUUGUUCAAACUCAGUUGUUAUAAAAGAAAAUAUAUGGGGACAAAUGUAUUUUAAAGUUUAUUGACAUUACUGUGAAGUUUGUGAACACGGCUCCAGCACAAAAUGACAUGGCUGUAAUGAGGCUUGUUUCUGAAGUAUGCAUGUCGAAAUGAUGUACUAUAUGCAAAAUGCUCCAUUUCAUAACCCGCUUUGACUGUAGCUCCGGUGCGGCUGUCUACUGAAGUGCAGCAAGAUUUACUUUUUUGUUUUGUUUAUAAGCACAAACAUAUUUAUGUAUUCUAAUAA
Messenger RNA from Seriola dumerili (greater amberjack), 3906 nucleotides. Its product is annotated as B-cell receptor CD22-like. The transcript has 17 exons. The coding region runs from base 1 to 3117 and encodes 1038 amino acids. Lineage: Eukaryota; Metazoa; Chordata; Actinopteri; Carangiformes; Carangidae. The record is from RefSeq and is a predicted model, not a curated record.